Messenger RNA from Talaromyces proteolyticus, 650 nucleotides. RefSeq lists its product as uncharacterized. NCBI's taxonomy places the organism in Eukaryota, Fungi, Ascomycota, Eurotiomycetes, Eurotiales, Trichocomaceae. The transcript has 2 exons. The record is from RefSeq and is a predicted model, not a curated record. Bases 127 to 357 code for a protein of 76 amino acids.
CCCUCGUCAGUGCCCUAAGCCCUAUACCCUAACCGGAUACGGGGGAAUCCUAUAUUAAAUGGAACUAGGCUUGUGUAACUAUAAAUUUUAAUUUAGAAAAUUUCAAAGUUCUGUGAUGAGAAACUCAUGAGUUUGACAGAUAGCUUUGUUGCUUUAUUAUCCAGAUGUGCUAAUCUAUCACUUUGGGUGUCCACCAUCAGGGCAAGUAUACGCGUCACGAUGCAAAAUGAUUUAUUAAUGACUCACAUGGGUAUACAUGGAUAUGCUGCUGAUCGCAUUCGCAACAUUAUUAUGAGUCAUGUUCAUUGUUGUCAUCAACCGCCUAUAAUGUUGGUUCAGCAUGGGACAAGUGUAUAGGGAAUCCUCCAGGUCUCGGCUUCUUGGAAUUGAUCUUCGGUAUGUAAAGAAUAAGUUUCAUUAAUUGACGAUUAGAUGUGUCAAAUUCUCAUUGUAGCUGAGUCGUAAAAGCGAAACUUUGAGGAAGGCUCGGAUGGCGACAAAUCCUACGACGUCAUAGGGUGAGGGUAGUUUACAUAUCGUGUGCUUAGCCCAGCUGCUAUCUUGUUGGCUCAUUGCAUAUAGAUCCGAGUAUAUAAAGCCAUCUUCUGUCCUAGGAAAGGGCACAUUUUCUUUCAUUGGCAUAUAUGGAC